AUGACCUCUCCGGAAACUGUGUUUCGAUCGCUGAUCCUCUGGCUGGUGGUUCUCGGCAGCUGGUGGUGUUGUGCCGGCGAGAAGCUAUCGCCAAAUCAAAAAGCGCCUCAGUUUGCCCGUGGUUCCGGUGGAUUGAUUCUUGAUACACCGUACGAUGAUAAUAAGGCCAGAAAAACACCGGUUUCGAGUGGAAACGUAGUACAGGACGGAGUACAGAGAGAUGAGACAGAAAUGCUGAAACUCGUGGAUGGUGAACUGGUACGAACUGUAAAAGGAAGCUUCUCUUACAAUAGUCCUGAGGGCCUUCCAAUUUCCGUCAAGUACGAAGCAGAUGAGAAUGGAAAUAGAGCCAGUUUCAAGUUUGGUACCGGUGAAACUGGUGCUAUCGGUGCGGGUCCUUCGACUCGUCCUGGACAAAAACAAAAUGGUAAUCGUGGUGGUCAAACCCAACAAGGAUCAAAGGGAUCAAAAGGUAGCUCGUACCUACCACCCAAUGAUGCAAACAGAAGUUACUUACCGCCAAAAUAAAAUUUUCAUUGUUAUUCCAACCAAAGCUUCAGCCUAGCUUUAGAUGCUCUGAUUUUUCAGAAACAUUACCUCCUUGAAAUCGUAACAAAAGGUACGUCUCUGUUUUUCGCAAUUUUCCGGAAUUCUUCGACAUUGUAUGUUCUCGUAUAGUUGUACAUGUUAAUCUUCCUUUGAUAAGUUCACAAUAUUUAUCGAUCGUAACACUCUCCAACAGAGCACUCGAACUAUUCAAUGAUUCGUAAACCGAUUCGCAUAUCAGCUUUGUAGAAACGCGAUUGUUAUUAGCGUAUCAUUCAAUGUUCUCUCUCCUUUUUCAAAGGGACUGUUUAGCAUUCGAGUAACUAGAAAAUAAUAGGCAGACUAGUUGGUUUCACUAGUUGCUACAUUAACUUUUUAUAAAGUAAAAAAAUAAAAUAUAUUUUUCCAUAGACAGCCGUAUUAAUUUUACAACCUUCUACUCAUUGUCAGUCUAAUAAGUACACAAUCUUGUUUUUAUCUUUUCCCUUUUGUUUCUUCCCACCGAGUGAGAAACAGAACAAAAAUGUUUUCCAAUGGAAUCAAAGUAUGCUACUGAAAUACUGUUCUGGCAUAUAUUAGUUUUCAGUAUUUUGAAUCGUAAAAAACAUUUAUUUUCAUGUAAUUUGAUAUUUUUACAAAGCAACAAAAUACUUGAUAGAUAUCGUAAUUCUGUUAAUAUUCAUCUUUCAGAACCACGGUAAGUGGUAUAACCAAACGGGCUCAAUAGUACCGGUAUGUGAUAGUGACCGGCAGGAUUUUUUACAUCAAAAACGAUCUCAAUGAACGGGUACAUUGUUUCUAUUCUUCUCAAUGUAAAAUACUUGUCGACGUCAAAAUGAAUCUUGUAACGUCCGGCCGUGAAAUGUUUCAUGUUAUCCACUAAAUCUACACAUCUGCCAUUUGGACUGGUAUUGCUAAAAACACGAAUCAAUUUUGUAUUUUUAUUCCUUUAUGAAAAUAAUAUUCAUUCCAAGAAAUGAAUAUAAUGGAAGAAACGAUAUUUUAUUUAAAUGAUACCUUUCGUUCAAGAAAGUCCAACGACCAUCCAUCAACUUAUACAGACUGACUUGCAAACCUCCCACUGGUAGACCUUUACUCGUAUCCAUAACAUGAGUAGAAAUACGGGGCUUCUUAAUUAGAGGGGACUUAAAAUUCUUUAAAAGCACAUGCUGAAAUAAAUUACGACGCUUAGAAACCCCUCUUAUAAAUAUUUUAUUCGUUUAAAGAUAUAUGAAAGCAAAAAAAUUGGCAUACUUUUUUUACAUUUUGAUAACUAGUACUUGCUACAGCCAUUUGAUCCUUAUUUAUCUGGACGCCCUUCGUGGCGUCCUCUACUUGAUUAGCUGCAAUUGUAGGUUUUUUAUCAGCCAUGAUCAACGUAGGAAGUUUAUUCUUUAAUUUACUCAAGACGUAUUGAGUACCAGGUUGGAAUGUGCCGCCUGUUAAAGUUAAAGUUUUACCACCCGACGUCAAAGUAAUCGUUUUAUUUUGUGCGGGCGCAAUAGGGAUCGUAUUCAUAGGCUGAAGCACACCUAUCGUAUUAGACGUAGGUGCGGUCGAAGUGUUUAUUUGAUAAGUAGUACCUAAAAUAGGUAAUGGACACGCCAUUACUAUUCCCGAAUCUCCGUGCUGUUUACAUUCGUCUUGCUAAAACAUCAAUAGUAACUGUAAUUUUGAACGUGUACUUUUAGCAAAUUAUAGAAAACGUUAAUUAUAUUAUGUAUUAUAUCUACCAAUAAUUUCCCAGUUUUUUUAUCUAAUUUAUUGUCGCCUCGUCGAACCGCUCUUUCAUUUUCACGGGAUUCUUUCAAGGAUUCUUCCUUAGUAGAAUCUUCUGUGUCAGGAAGAAUUGACAUAACUUCCAUCUCAGGAUUGCUUUGGUCUUCUGAUUCGACAACCAUUUCCAACUGUACAGUAUCUUGAUUAUCUGCUUCUUCUAAAUAUUCACUUUGCAUAUGAUCCAUCGCUUCGGUCAAAGAAUCCUCACACUGCUUCUGGGCAUUUGGUCGUUAAUAUUACAAAUUCUCAAAUGAAGUACAUUAUUUAUGAUAACUUACCACUCUUUCUAUUUUAAUCUUUUUCAUAGAAUGCUUGACAUCUUCUUCGUCUGAAGGUACUUGAAUAUGCGUUACUUCUUCCUCCUCCUCCUCUUCUUCUUCCUCUUCAAUUUUACCACCAACAUCUUCGUUUGGAUCCUUGAUUUGUGUUUCAUCCAGUUCAUCGUCUGUUUCUAAUCUUUCAACAACGUAUUCUACCUCAUCCUCAUUUUCUUCUAUUUCUGUUUUAGCAUACUCAACAGCCUAAUAUCCAAAUGUUUGCUUGAAUGAUGGGGAUAAAUUUGCAUAUAUAUAUAAAAAAAAAAAAAAAAA
Osmia lignaria (orchard mason bee) is the source of this 2915-nucleotide messenger RNA. RefSeq lists its product as uncharacterized. The record is from RefSeq and is a predicted model, not a curated record. NCBI's taxonomy places the organism in Eukaryota, Metazoa, Arthropoda, Insecta, Hymenoptera, Megachilidae.